AUGACGCCUCCUCCUGUCCUAGGACCAGUCACAACUGUCAUUAUUGAUGAGGCAUCGCGUACCGUGAACAAGGUGGACUUCGAGUCUCCAAGCGCGGAGACAAUCGCGUAUAGAAAGGCGGCCAAGGUCGCCAAGAACAACAAGAAGGCGACCAGCGCGUCAAAGCUGGAGUCGCAGCAACAGCUCACUGCGAUGCAGUUCUUCAAGGACAUGAAGAAGCAAGCAGGCAAGCUGAGAGGCGCUGAGAAUGCGUUCAUGAAGCAGCAGGAUGAUCUGAUGAAGGCGUUGAUUGUUCAGGUUGGCCAGCAGGAGAUAGGUGAUGCUGGGCUGGAAUUCAUAGAGGCGCUGAAGGCGUGGCUGAAGAAGUGA
Alternaria ethzedia is the source of this 369-nucleotide messenger RNA. RefSeq lists its product as uncharacterized. Bases 1 to 369 code for a protein of 122 amino acids. The record is from RefSeq and is a predicted model, not a curated record. Lineage: Eukaryota; Fungi; Ascomycota; Dothideomycetes; Pleosporales; Pleosporaceae. The transcript has 4 exons.